Messenger RNA from Austrofundulus limnaeus, 4349 nucleotides. RefSeq names its product solute carrier family 33 member 1 (gene slc33a1). The transcript has 9 exons. Gene Ontology annotation, biological process: acetyl-CoA transmembrane transport. The record is from RefSeq and is a predicted model, not a curated record. Bases 232 to 1884 code for a protein of 550 amino acids. Gene Ontology annotation, cellular component: membrane. Gene Ontology annotation, molecular function: acetyl-CoA transmembrane transporter activity. Lineage: Eukaryota; Metazoa; Chordata; Actinopteri; Cyprinodontiformes; Rivulidae.
GGGCUGUGUUGAUGUCCACCGAUAUUCCUUGUUUUAAGUUAAACGGUAGUUAAUUUCUGGUUUUUCUUUCUUUGUUUAAAUGCUGCCGACCUUUAACUGAAUAAUUCUAAUAAAUAAUAAUUUAAUUGUCUUGGUAAUCCAUCCGUCUGUGUCCGGUUCUUUGAUUUAGCAUGCUGUUAUCACCACCAGAUCUGUUGAGGGCUCAGUGAGUUUGAUGCCCUCAGCUCCGCCAUGGAGCACUCUGAUUUGACCACGCGCAGCAACGGGCGGCAGAGGAAGCCGGCAGGUGCCAGCUUCCCACCUGGACACGCGAGGGGCAUGGGCAGGGAGGGGGAAAGCUCCUCUGAGCCAGAUAUGGGAGACGAAGAAGCAGAUAAUCUGAUCAGGAGUUCGGACUCUGAGGACAGGAGGCGACCCAGGACCCGGCCCGGAAUUCACGGAGAGUUGGGGAACGUGUUGCUCCUGUUGUUCCUCUACGUGCUGCAGGGGAUUCCUCUGGGACUGGCUGGCAGCAUCCCUCUGAUCUUGCAGAGUAAGAACGUCAGCUACAAAGACCAAGCUUUCUUCAGCUUCGUCUUCUGGCCGUUUAGUUUGAAGCUUCUGUGGGCGCCGCUGGUUGACGCUCUGUACUUCAGCAGGUUUGGCAGAAGAAAGUCGUGGCUGGUGCCAACACAGUACCUGCUGGGUCUCUUCAUGCUCUAUCUUUCUGGAACAGUCGAUUCACUCCUGCAGAACAGCAGAGGUCCAGAUGUGGGAAUCCUCACCGCUGUCUUCUUCAUGCUUUCCUUCCUGGCAGCCACACAAGAUAUAGCUGUGGACGGCUGGGCCCUCACCAUGUUAUCCAGAGAAAACGUGGGCUACGCGUCUACAUGCAACAGUGUAGGUCAGACCGCUGGCUACUUCCUGGGAAACGUACUCUUUCUGGCUCUGGAAUCGGCUGACUUUUGUAACAAAUACCUCAGAAUAGAACCCAAAGACACAGGAAUUGUCACCUUGCCAGACUUCUUAUUUUUCUGGGGAAUGGUCUUCCUGGUUUCCACCACUCUGGUAGCCAUCUGUAAAAGAGAAAAUGGACACGGCAGAGAGAGGAAUGACCCAGAGGAGACACAGGGUGUCAUGGAGACCUACAAACUGUUGUUCUCCAUCAUCAAAAUGCCUACAGUCUUCACCUUUUGUGUCCUGCUGCUCACAGCUAAAAUGGGCUUCUCUGCAGCAGAUGCAGUUACAGGUCUGAAGCUGGUGGAGGAAGGUGUUCCUAAAGCACAGCUGGCACUGCUGGCAGUACCCAUGGUGCCUCUGCAAAUCCUUCUGCCUGUGGUCAUCAGCAAGUACACAGCAGGGCCGCGACCUCUCGAUGUCUUCUACAAAGCCUUCCCAUUCAGGCUGCUCAUAGGGCUCGAGUACGCUCUGCUGGUGUGGUGGACCCCCAGCGUGAAACAGGAAGGAGGAUUCCCAGUUUAUUACUAUGCCAUCGUGCUGCUCAGCUAUGCAUUACAUCAGGUGGCGCUGUACAGCAUGUAUGUGGCCUGCAUGGCCUUCCACGCCAAAGUGAGCGACCCCCUGAUAGGCGGGACCUACAUGACCCUGCUGAACACGGUCACGAACCUCGGAGGAAACUGGCCCGCCACGCUGGCCCUGUGGAUGGUGGAUACCCUGACCUCUAAGGAAUGCCAGGGGGCCGCCGGUCAGAGCUGCGGCUCCGCAGCUGAGGCAGGGCUGUGCGUGAAGGAAGGCGGCAUCUGCGUCACAACCCUGGACGGUUACUACGUGGAGUCGGUGGUCUGCGUGGUGAUCGGUUUAGUCUGGUGGGUGUGGCUGGGGAAGAAAAUGCAGCGGCUGCAGGAGAAGAGCCCAGCUGCGUGGAGGUGUAGAGUGAACCAGUGAGUCGAGCACCUCGGGGCCGAACAGCGGACUCUGGACAGUGAGCCGGGCCUUCACACUCUGCAGUAAAUGCUGGACGCGCUGUAAAUCCAUCUCAAUCUGUCUGCUUGGUGUUUUUCUUUUUUUUUUUUUCGCUGCUACAACUCGAACAUGUUGAAGUACACACGAAUGAAGAAGCUUUUCUGUCUUCUCUGGAAGGAAACAUGUGUCUCAAACUGUCCUCCUAUUCUGAAACAACUGGUUAGUUUAGGUUAAAAACAUUAUUUUCAGGAGCUUAUUUAUGCAACACAAGUUGUGCUUCUUUUUCCUACUUUGUCUCCAUUUACCUUCCAUUACAGGAGUAAUGAAAACAUACAGAUUAACUCAAACAGACUGAAUGCACGUUUGAUAGGUUUUAUUAAGCUGUACUGUGGGCCUGUGCUAUGAAGCAGGGCUACUCUUUGUUUUAAGUUUAAUUCAUCUGCUGUAGGGAAACCACCUGGAUCUGCAGGUUGUGGGAAGUGAUAAAACAACACGUGUAAAACUACUUACAUCUUCAACAAAAUUAAAAAAAAGACCAGCUUUAAAGAUUUAUUAAAAUUUCUCACAUAAAUAUUAGAAAAUAUUUUUAGUACACUAAGAGCAUGAGUGUAGUCUAUCACAUUUACCAAACUACAUCAAAGACGGACAAUGUUUUUUCAUGUGUGUGUGUUCAACUAUCUUCUUACCAAAAUCUCUCAUGAACAGCUGGAGGAAUUUUAAUAACAUUAUCAGAGUAAUCUUUAGAUGUACCUCUGUAACUGAUUAAUCAAUCCAGUUCAAAAUGGGCCACAUCUAAUUAACAAUUUAGUACAAAAAAUAUAUAUUUAAAAUAACUUUUGUCGCACCUUAAGAGUAAGGCUGACUCUUUCUUGCGUGGCUCAAGAAAAGGCAAAUGUCUCACAAUUAUUUAAAGAGAUAUACGUUUGUAAAACUUAGAUCCACUACUGAUAACAAGCUGAUGACUGAAAACGUUUGUUUACUUUAUCGGUGUUUCACAUUCCUAUUUUACUUUUUUUUUUUUUGUUGUUUAUUUUAAAAGUUKGGUUUAUUACCAGUGUUGUGGGCACCAUUUUGGGGAGAUCUUGACUGAGUCGGGACAGUUAACCAAAUGUUCUGAACUGGUUGAACCUGCUUCGUAGUACAGUCCUCUGAUCCGGUCCAGUUCUUUAGGGUUUCCGCAACGGGAUCACGUUCUUGUGAACGCUCCUUUGUUUUAACUUGUGCCUUGAUUGGUGUUUCAGAAUCCUCAAACAGAGCUGAAGCUGUCGUGUUGAGAUGAAGACGAACUGAUAAGUACUUGUAUUUCCAGUCAUUAAUUUAAACCAACAGGUUUCACCAGACUCCUUUAAAGAAUAUGAUGUGCACUUUGUAAUGAAAACUGUACUUAGAGAAACCGACUACCUUACCUUCAAUAAGGUUUCUGUUUCUGYGACCAGUUAUAGAUUUGUUGAAGGCAUUAUUAGUCAGUUAUAUACAAGAAGGCACUCUCAACUUGCAUAUUUGGYAUGAUUUUAUUUUAGGCAGCGUUCUCUGGUUUACUCAAGCUUUCUUUGCUACCUAUUCAGUGUAACUUACUGUAAUACAUAAAACUGGGAACAUACUGAACGUCUGUGUACUCUGUCUAAAUCUGUAGUGUAAAUCAACUAUUUUGUUUUAGGCUCUGUAGGACAAUAAAGGGUCAGUUCAGUUUUUAUGAAAUGGGGUUCUGUGGGAAGCUAGUCUGGGUUUGUUACAACAAAUCUGAUCUCGACAUGUUUUGUGGCUAAGUUCUUAUCAAACCCAUAUUAUGUCACCAGUUUUACAUUAUUCCAGCAGGAAUAUUCUGUUAUAUUUAAGUGCCCCAAGCUGUGUGGAUAGUGUUACAGCUAACUGCUACUGCUGUUUUGCUUGUAAAUAACUAUCAAUUCUCUAUAUAAAAAAGAAAUGGUGCAAAAUUUUUAAUGUUUUUAAAGUAAUAUUUAGAUGAACGGCUAUAAAAUGAUUUGCCAUUGAAGUUGUUUUAAGGUGGCGUUUUAGUCUUGGCUCCACUUUGACUAGCCAUUAGCUCAUCAGUCCAGUCAGAAUUAAACAUUUAUUUUUUUUUAAUCAACAACAGGAGUGUUUGUCAAACUUUUCCACAGAACCCCACUUCAACUAUUGCUUUAAUACCAAACAUGAAGGAGGAAAAGGAAGCUGCAGCUCUAAAAUUCAUUCUGGAAUGUUUUGUGGUUUUUAUAUAUAUAUAUAUAUAAUAUCUGUUGCCUGUAAUAAAUUGUGGCUUUAUCAGCAAACUUCAGAUUUUAAACCAUAAAUAUAUUGUUUUGAUACAACAAGCAAGAAAUUGUUACAUUAUUAUUAUUAUUAUUCCUUAAAUCAAACUAUGACAACUGUCCAAAUGCACAAUCAUUGUUUGGAAAAAAUUAAUUCUGAUUCUGACUUAUCUAAUAAUUAAAUUUUUUCCCUGCAAA